GUCUUUGUGAUGGCGGGAAGAUUUUUGACUUUUGACAUUGACAGUUACGAGAGAAAUUUCAAAAUUAGGCUCAUGUAAUAUAUUAUUUUAGUUUAAAAAUUUUGCUUUAUUUAAGAAAGAAAUGUGUAUUUAAGAAAGAAAUGUAAUCAUAUCACAACCAAUAAAAAUACUUAGAAUUACCUUAACUCGCUUACAAUAUCAGCCUAAGUUAGAUAUAAUUAAUCUAAAAUGGGAAUCACUGGUUUGAUACCAUUUCUUGAAAAGGCUUCAAGAAGAGCCAAUGUAAGUGAAUUCAGUGGGUGUACUGUGGCCAUUGAUACUUACUGUUGGCUUCAUAAAGGUGCCUUUGCCUGUGCAGACAAACUUGUUCGAGGGGAAGACACUGACAUUCACAUUAAGUAUUGUUUGAAGUAUGUUUCUAUGCUGUUAUCAAGAAAUAUAAAACCAAUCCUCGUAUUUGAUGGACGACAUCUCCCAGCAAAAGCAUUAACAGAAUCAAAAAGAAGAGAAUCCCGUGACAUAUCAAAAAAGAGAGCUGCUGAAUUGUUGAGCUUGGGAAAGAUAGAUGAAGCAAGGUCUUUUAUGCGACGAAGUGUAGAUAUCACACAUGAGAUGGCUCUGGCGUUGAUCAAGGAGUGUAGGAAACGUAAUGUAGAUUGUGUAGUAGCUCCGUAUGAAGCUGACGCACAACUCGCCUACCUCAAUAUAAAGAAUAUCGCUCAUUUAGUUAUUACUGAGGACUCUGAUCUCAUAUUGUUUGGAUGCAAUAAGGUUCUUUUCAAGAUGGACUUAGAUGGCACAGGCACACUGGUAGAGACGGUAAAAAUUCCCUUAGUGAUGAAGUGCCCUAUAGAGCACUACACAUUUGACAAGUUCCGACAAAUGUGCAUCAUGUCGGGUUGCGACUAUCUGGCAUCGUUGCCAGGUAUCGGCUUGGUGAAAGCCAGACAAUUUGUGACUGCCACACAGGACUCAAAUUUUGUUAAUGCACUAAGAAAACUGCCAAGUUUCUUCAACCGCUCCAACUUAGUGGUGACAGAUGAGUACCGUGAGAACUUUCUGAAAGCAGAAGCCACUUUCAAACAUCAGUAUGUGUACGAUCCCAUUGAGAGAAGAAUGGUGAGGUUGACUGAACCCGAUAAUGAAGAUAUAGAGAAAGCACUCUGUGUGAAUGCUGGCGAGAUGUUGGAGCCAAAAGUAGCGUACCAGCUGGCUCUAGGCAAUCUCAAUCCCUUCACACUUAAGAAAAUGGACGACUGGGACCCUGACGUUACUGUGACGGAUGGCCACAUAAGGACAGGCAGUUGGAAAGAAUCCGGUGUUUCCAAUCACCAAAGCAUAUGGAGCGGGGAGUAUGAGGUGUACCUGCAAGACCCUUGUCCCUGGAAGAAGAAGGUGUCUAAGCCGGAGCCAAUCAUUCCACCACCACAGACCAGGGUGCGGAAGAAAGUUGUGGUGCUGCCCAGUAAAUAUGUGGCUGAAACUCAGGAUCAGGACCAAAGCUUGACAAUAGAAUCUCUAAGUAAAAUGUAUGGCGUGGAGCCAGCGAGUAAGAAACAAAAGAUCGUAAACGACACUCAAUCUCAUAUAGACAGCCUAAACCCACAUAAUAUCGCCAUUAUUGAGGAAAACUCCCAAAGUAUUUGCACUCCAAAGCCGAAAUCUCCCAUACUCGAAAACAAACAACGAUCUUUCAAGAAGUGUCUCAAAAACGCAAGUUACUCAGUCCUGAAGAAACUAAGCAAAUUCCCAAGAACAGUUAUGGAUGAAAACGUCAUAGAGAGUAAAUUCUUUAGUAAUAAUGUGGAAUAUCAUGAUAAAACAAUAGAAGAGUCACCAGAGAAAAUUGUAAAUAGUGAUGAUACGGGCUGCUAUGUAAUAGACGAUAGUCCAAGUGGUAGUCAAAAGGAGAACUCUCCUGUUAAUAGUCCAGUAAAGUGCCAGAAAAGUCCAAUACUGAAGCCUAGUCCGAGGAAUCCUUUUCGGAAGAAAUGUGAAUCUCAGAUAAGCUAUGAUACAGGGUACAGCGAAGAAAUUAUUGAGAAUACUUAUUGUGUAGAUGAUGUGGCUGAUAUGCAAUCACAGAUGAAAAAGGAGGUAUCGCCGACUCUAAUAGCCAGGUUUGACAGAACCAAGAGUGUAAAAUCAACAUGCCGCGUAUCGGGGUUGAAGCGUACUGCCUCCCUGCCCGCUAACCAACCCACCUUGUUGAGCAAGUUCGGCUUCCAGAAAAAGCCAGCAUUAAAACGAUAAUUUUACCUCAAGAUGAACCCAACCAAGUAUUUGUGUGAGAAGUGUUACAUGUUAUGUUAUCUGAUUUGAAAUCGUGGAGGAAUUGCAUUUAUUUUACACUGCCGAUAUUUGUGUUAUGAUUAAGUGAAUCUAAUAAAGUUGUA
Aricia agestis (brown argus) is the source of this 2396-nucleotide messenger RNA. RefSeq names its product exonuclease 1 (gene tos). Gene Ontology annotation, cellular component: nucleus. Bases 229 to 2253 code for a protein of 674 amino acids. The record is from RefSeq and is a predicted model, not a curated record. Gene Ontology annotation, biological process: mismatch repair; DNA recombination. Gene Ontology annotation, molecular function: 5'-3' DNA exonuclease activity; metal ion binding; DNA binding. The transcript has 11 exons. NCBI's taxonomy places the organism in Eukaryota, Metazoa, Arthropoda, Insecta, Lepidoptera, Lycaenidae.